Molecule: messenger RNA, 204 nt
Organism: Clunio marinus
Lineage: Eukaryota; Metazoa; Arthropoda; Insecta; Diptera; Chironomidae
Source: the annotation of a GenBank genome assembly
AUGUGGCAUCGUGAAGUAGUUUCGCAACAACAAAUCACACUUCAAGACAUUCCCGAAACGCAAAUCGUUUACCGUCGACAUCAAGCAAAACGCGUGAGAUUAAACAAAAUGCUUGAAGCACCACUGGGGCAAAUAUUUUCGCACAUUUUGGAAUAUCCAAUUGCGUUUGUCUCUCAUUGCGGAACUCUUCAAAAUAAACUGUGA